This is a messenger RNA of Castor canadensis (American beaver), 14726 nucleotides long. NCBI's taxonomy places the organism in Eukaryota, Metazoa, Chordata, Mammalia, Rodentia, Castoridae. The record is from RefSeq and is a predicted model, not a curated record.
UAUUAGAUGACUUGUGGUUUAUAUAGUUUGCCUGGAGUGUUUUAGAUAUAUAAAAUUGAAGAUCUUGUUCAGGAUCAGUGAAGAAAGGGUUUGCUAAAGUCUAGUGUUUCUAUUCGCAGUGAUAUUUGAUUAUUGUAUCUCUCAAAUAAAACUCAUUGUUCCCACUAAGUCCAUGUUCUUUGUUAUAUAUUUAUUUUCUUCUCAUCACCAAGUUUUGAUAAAUUUCAGUUUCAUUUUCCCGUUCCUUCAAGGUGGAGAGCUUAUAGUUUACUUCUUGUUUCCUAUUACCUUGGUCUAGAAUUGGCUCUUCCUAAAACAUUUGAACUAAAAAGAAUAAUUUUAAAUUACUUUAGUCAUAACUAAUUAGUAAGGAUUGGUAGACUACUGAGUUAGGGAAAUCUGCUUUAAUAAGAAGAAUAAAAUUUUGUUUCAUGAGCUUAAGUUUUUUACAAAAGUAAUUGUAAACAUUCUAUAGCCAGGUUUAAGUAAAGAUACUUGAUUUUAAAACAAUAUCUUACUAUCUGUAACUUUAACAAAAACUAUUGCUUAGGUCUUGUUGAAUAGAAGUGUAGUUGAUGCCAGCUUCUUAUAGACUUUCAAACUUGUCCGUUAAUUAGACACUCUGGAAUAUUGACAAUAAGCCUUUUCCUGCAUAGUGUUUAUUCCUAGAUUUGAAAAUUACCAAUCUCUGUUGCUGACUAGUUUUCUUACCAGUUCCUGGCAUGAUUCUUUGUAUAAUAAAAAAAAGUAGAAAAAUAAUAGUAGAUUUAAAAGAAAAAUUGAGCUAGAUGUAAAUACAAUUUAAAGGAAACUGAUUAGCAGCUUUUUAAAUCAGGAAGCUUUAUCUAUUGAGUUCUUUGAUUAGCUGCAUGUCCAUAAGUGUGGGAUAACACAAGAAAUAGAUGCUUGCUUAUAGCAAAUUUUAAAGGACAAUAGUGACAAUUCAAGAUGCAGCACAUUUUGGGUCAUCAUGUAAUCAUAAACUGCAGAUGACAUUUUCCUAAGAGGCUAGAUUACAGAGGUGAAGCAUGAACUUUUAUCCCUAUUGUGAAGGAAAUUCUAAUCAGCUGGGAAGUUAGAACUUUAGCACAGCCCUGGCAAAUAGAAGCAUGUGAGUCACAUGUGUAAUUUUGAUUUUUCCUUUUUAGAAACUGGAAACAUCAUUAACACUAUAUUUCUUCUAAUUAUUACUACCAUCAAAUUUCUUCAGUAUCAUUGGAAAUUCUUGUAAUAAACUGUUAUAUUAUGCAUAUUUUUGAGUGAAGGGAACAGAUUAAAAACUAAGGCAUGUUUUUAGAAGUGAAUUAUUUCGGAGCAGGACUCCCAGCAGCACAGUAAAUGCUAAAUUAUUGCUUGUUGACUAAGAGUACUAGAUAAAGACAAUGAAGUUCUUUCAGUUUUGUUUUGCCAGUAACAUAUUAGUAAGCCUUUAACCUGCUUAAUUAUUCUAGACUUUAGUAUCGUCAUUUGCAAAAGAUUGUUAUAUGAAUUUUUUUAACCCCAAAUUUCUGAGUCUCAGUUUUUACCUUGCAUGCAUUGCUUUAGUAUGUGAUACUAUUUCAGUGUCACUAGAGCCACCUGCUGACAGAUUCAUUAAUUUGUUUUCAUUGAAUUUGUGUAAUUGAAGAUUCUAAAAUAUUUUGUAAAUACUGAAAUGUUUUUAGUACAGUUUGUCCACUUUCCACUAAUGCUUAACUUUUCUGGUUUGUGAUGUCUUUACACCUAAUUGACUAUCAAGAAACUAACAUUUUCUGAUGCUCCCAAAGCGAAUGUUGAUUUGCUUAUCAUAAUUUGGAAGUGCUUUCAUUUAAAUGUGAUUUUGCUUUAAUAUUCAAAAGCCCAUUUUAUAUACCUUCAUAGCAUUGUUUAGAACUGUACUUAGAAUGAUGAGUUUUUUCAUCUGUUUCAUACAUGAGAGAUUUUUUUUUCACUCAUUGUACUGCACACACAGUUCUCUGUAUCCAUACAUCUGUGAUGCAGUGUUAAUUAAGAAGCUCUCCUACUUUGAGCAUAUAAUAUUUUUUAGCCAUCCCAGCAAAUGUCAGGCAGGCAUUACUCCCAUAUUACAAAAAAAAAAAUGCCAAUCAAAGAGAUUAACAAAUUUAUCUGUUACCACAUAAUCAAUGAAAAAUAGAGUUAGGUUUGAACUAAGGAUUGCAUGGCUCUAGAUCCAUGCUGUCACAUAGGUCAGAACAGCCAGGUUUUGUUAAUAGAUGUGUUAAAUGAGGUAAAAUGCUACAUGCAAUAGAUUCAGGACAGUAUAAUACCAAACCUACUCUCCAUUAAAAAAAAAGUUUCAACAACAAAACAAAACAAAAAAUUAUUUGUAUAGUAUGAUGAUAUGUUUAAUUUUACUAUAUCUUUAAAAGGUAGUAUGUUUUGACAGGCAUGAAAGAAAUGACAAGUUUUGAUCAAAAGAAGCAUAUUGAAAACUCAUGGAGGUCUUUUGUUUCUAUUAGUACAACAAUUAAUACAAUCUUUCUAUGUGCCGUUACUGAUAUAGUAUAUGCUAUUGAAAGUUAUCAUAUUGAAAGAAUUAGAAUUUUUACCUUAAAUAUUGCUAUGAGCUUCUCAUCAGCACUUAUCUAUAUUUUGAGGAUUCAUAGGGAUGAAAUCAAAUUUUCGACAAGAAGAAAGUCAUAAAAGUCUAGUUUCUGAGUAUUUGGAGGUUAUUUAGCCAUUUUCCAAAAGUGUUCCUUUUGUCUAAAUGCUCUUCAAUUAAUAAUUAACAUUUCUGUCUUUUUAGAUCUUCAGUUCACCCAAGUUACUGAAAUAUCUGCACUAAGUAUAUGUAAUGUGGCUUAGAUGAUAAUUUAUGAUAGCUUUUUAAAGGAUAAGGGAGGACAUUUUAAUAUAAAUAAGAUUUUAAAUUUGUAAAAAUGUGACAUCAGGUAGAUUACUGCAAACAAAAUGGUAGUUGGUUCAAAGCUUUUGACAUUAACUUAGAACUACAACACAUUUUGAAACAGUAUAUUUUAAAGAAUGAAACUAUUACAUUAAAAAUACAUCUACUUUCAGUGACCAAAAAAGUGUAAUAUUAGUGAAACAAUGAGAAUUUUAAUGGUAUAAAUUCAAGAUUAUUAGAAUUUAGGCUUUGUGUAACUCUGGUGUAAAGCAAGACCUAGUUCUAUUUUUUAACAGGCUAUUAAUUGAGUCACUAAUCUACAGGAAUAAAUAACACUCCUAUAAAUUUCACAGGAGUGAUAGUGACAGCACAAUUUGAUGGGUAGAGUGCUAGACCAAUUCAAGAGAUCUGUGCCUAGUCUUGUCUUCUCUGUUAAAAUGCCAUCUCACUUAGAAUUCAUUUCAAAUGUGGAGAUAUUUUACAAAUGUUGAGAUUGAGACCCAGAGUAGUAUAUGGUAUGUCUGAAGGAUACAAUGAGUUAGGACUUAAGUCUGGUCAUCUCCUUGACUGAAAAACCAGAGGUUGGAGUCCAUGAUCUUGUAUCUUUAAAAUAGCUCUUAAGACAGUACCUGAACAUUAUUUUGUAGUCUCUUUAUCUGAGCAUUUCCUGUCCCUCUGUACCACAUCCCACACCAAGCAGGACUGACUCCUUAAUCAGCAGUCUUGUGAGAGCAUUGUGUGGGGAGUCCACUACCACUAGUUUUAGGCCAAGACAAUGCUACCUUCAGUGUCCAGUACCUCUGAGAGAAAGGAAACCACACCCUGAAACUCCCUUAGGGCCAGAAACAAACCAGCCCUACCACAGGGCUUGUUCCAUCUGCCUAACUUACCCAGGCUUAGCAACAGCCUUCCCCACACCACCUCAGUGAUCAGAGGGUAGGGGCUAUGUGCUCUUUUGGGUUAAGUCUUGACCCUCUGGCAGUUUUAUUUUUUCAUCUCAUUCCUGUAAUUCUUUGGAUACUGUCUAAACCAUAUGUCCAUUCAGAUGCUUGAAUCUUUGCUUUAUUCUUCCUUUUACUAAUUUUCCUACUUGUCACAUUCAAGCUGGCUUUUACUUUGACCGUGUCACUGGCCACUGUCACAUGAAAGAUAAUGCAUAGUUUUCAGGCCUUACAUUGCCUGCUUUUUUUUUUUUUAAAUGAGGGUAGUGCUGGGCCUGGAAUCCAGGUUGUCACACAUGCUAAGCACAUGCUUUAUCACUAAGUGGCACCCCAAGCCCUACAUUGCCUGGGCUUGCAGCAGGAUUUGAUACUAUUGGUUCUAAUUUUGGCUCUAAUGAAAAUAAUAUUUUUUUGAAACAUUGUGGUAAAAUAAUAUUUACCAUGUUAUCCAUCUUUAAGUGUACAACUCAGUGUCAUUAGGCAUCUUUACAGUGCUGUGCCACCAUCAUCACUAUUUCUAAACCCUUUCAUCACUUCAGAGACUUCAUUCAUUAAAUAAUGUCUUCUUUCCCCUAUUCCUACCCCCUAUCAUCUCUAUUCUAGUUUCUGUUUCUAUUUGCCUAUUACUUAUCAGUGGAAUCAUGAAAUGUUUAUUCUCUUGUGCCUGGUUUAUUUCAUCAGCAAAAUCUUCACAUAUGUAACCAUGUGUCAGAACUUUAUUCUUUUUAACAACUGACUAAUACUCCAUUGUAUAGGUGUACUAUAUUUUGCUUAUCCCUUCUUUCUUUUUUUUUUUCGCUUUUAGUGGUCUUGGGGUUUGAACUCAGGACUUCAUAUGUGCAAUGCAGAAGCUCUACCACUUGAGCUACUCAACCAGCUUAUCCCUUCAUUUGUUAAUGGACAGUUGGGUCAUUUCCAUCUUUUGGCUUUUGUGAAUAAUGCUGCUUAAACAUUGGUUUGCAAGUGUCUGUUUAACUCCUUGCUUAACUUUUUGGGGCAUACAAAUGUUCCUCAUCUUACAGUUGGGUAAAUAAACCAACUCAAUAAACCCAUCUGCAGUUGAAAGUACCGCAAGUUGGAAACACAUUUAACAUACCUAGUCUACAUCAUGUCUUACCUUUGUAAUUUUAAGGCUGAUUAAGAAUGGUGGCUUGCUGCUGCCUCCACCCAGUUUUACAAGACACUUUCAUACCUGCCUGGGAAAAUAUCAAACUGCCAAAUUCCAAGUAUGGUUUCUACUGAAUGUAUAUUGCCUUCCUAUGAUCAUAGUGUUGAAAAUUCACCGUAAGUCGGAGACCCAUCUAUUUACCUGGAAGUGGAAUAAAUAGGUCUUAUAAAGUAAUUCAAUGAAUAGGAUUUUAAGAAACUCCCAGACUCUUAGUUUGGUUUUCUGUUUAUUCCUUAAACUACUUGUAAAAUUUUUAUUUUUAUUUUGUUGGUACGAGGUUUGAGUUCAAGGCUUCAUAUUUGCUAGGCAAGCUCUGUACCACUUGAGCCAUGCCUCCAGCCCUGAAACUCCUUUUAAAUGAUUUUUCUCCUGUUACCUUAUGUAUUUGUGAUUUCUCGGACCUAUACCUACCUUUAGUUUGUAAACCCUCCAGGAGAAUUCAUCCACUUCUGUUGUUUUCACAUGCUUUUUAUCAUCUAAUCCUGUCUCAUGAGCUCUCCCCAUAUAGACCUCUGCAUUACUGGACCUCUUUAACUCAGGUGUCUCCUGAGUAGUUCAAACUCAGUAAAUUAGUACUACAUCCAUCUUUUGUUCUUUCCCUUCUUGCCUUCUAAAGAAUUCACACCAAAAACUCCUUGUAUUCCGGUUUUCACCUAAUGGCUACAACAUGUACAGCUCAUGAGUUUCUAAAAACAAAUGUCAUUUAAUUUCUCUUCUUAGCCAUUACUGAUUUCCUAAUGCUUUUAAGUCUAAAUCUAAACUCUUAAAUGGUAUGUAUGCUUUUUAUAUACAUUCAAUUAAUCUUUUCAACCUCUGCCUUUUAAGUGUGUAUAGAUUUACAUAGAUUUGUUUUACAUUCAAGCUAUUUUGAAAUGUUUAUUUCCCUAAUAAACCUUUUUUCAGGUCUCUACCUUUGCUCACACCAGUUCAAUGAGCCAGUAUGCCCUUCCCUCUCAAAAUCUGGUUUCUGUGCUCUCUUUCUCACAGUAAAAUAUGACUUUAUGUGUCUUCCAUACAUCACCAGACUGUGAGCUUCUUCAAAGCAAGAACUAUCUCUUAAUUUAUCUCUGUAACCCUAGUGACCAUAAUUAUAUACAAGUAUAUAAUUAUAUAUUGACAUGUAAUUAUAUAUAUGUAUAUACACGCAUACUAUAUAUAGUAAGGUUCAGCUGCACUGGUUGCAUUCUGGGGUAGAGUUGGACUGCUAGCACUGUUAAAUACUGACAAUGGUCUGGAGGUAUAGCUCAGGCCCUGAGUUUUAUCACCAGCACCAAAAUCAGCUGAAAUUGAUAGUAAUGAAGUAUUCAUCUGCCAUAUACACAUGACAAAGUUAGGGGAUACAAACUACUAAGUCACUUUUCUUGGUAUAUAAUAUUUCACAGGGUGACCGUCUUCAGGAAAGGUAGGACUAUUUCAUAGUAAAGACAAAGAGGUGAAGAAUGAAAAUAGUGGACAUAUUAUAUGGGCCACUUAGAUUGAAUCAAUUUGUGAGAAGAAAUUAUACUUUAGAUGUAUCUAUUGACUUAAAAACAUGUUUGCUUUUUUCUAAAGAGAGGUAAGUUGAAUAUAUUAUAGAAAAGAAUACUUUAUAGGCAGCACCACCUUUUGAAUAAAAAAGGUUAUGCUUUCCUGGUUGAAUGGACUUGAGGGCUGGAAGUCCUUUAGAGUUGGGUUUUUUUCCCUAUUAAGUAGGAAAUAAAUAUAAAUUUUUCCUUACCUGUCUUAUGUCAAUGUGUGGCACAUCUUUCAAAAGUUUAUGUAAAGCAUAUAUGUAUGCUUAACCUUUUUAAAAAAAUGAGUAGAACAUAGUCAUAAUAGGCACUACCCAAAAUUUAUUACGUAAAGGAAAUAAACAUCCACAAUCCAACUAUCCAGAGAUAACGACAUUUUGGCAUGCACUUACUAGAUUUUUUUUUUUCUCUGUAUCUAUGAGUACAAAGAGUAAUAAGAGAAAUGGAUCCAUACUGUAUCAUCAUGUAGUUUGCCUUUAAUGAUAAAUUUUGAAAAGAUUUUUCUUACUAACAUUUAGACUCUUACUUGGAUGGUUUCUUGGUAUUCUAGGGAUACAUCCAACCCCUUAUUGAAUAUAAAAGUCAUUUGAGCCAAAAAUUGCAGUUCAAACAAUAUUUUGCCAUAAUGUUUCUACAGAUCUUAAAUGAUUUACUUAGAAUAAAUGUGAUCUGGAAUUACUAGGUCAAAUGGAAUAUAAAAUUUUCUUAAAGAUACUGAUCUAUGUUGCCAUGUUGAUGAAUUGAUGUGUCAGUUGUCCCCAAGACCACCCCCAGGCUUGAUGAAAAAGAGCUCAGAGGACUCAGCAUGUAGUUAACAUAACUUAUAUAUAAGGUUUAUUUACGCAAAAAAUACAAAGCAAAAUCAGCAAAAGAGAAGAGUACGUGGUGUGAAAUCUAGAGGAAACUACUCUCCUCAUUGAGUAAUAUAUGAUACACAAUUCCUUUAGCAACGAGUUGUGGCAACACAUGCGAAAUGUUGUCUAUUAGAGAAGUUCUUUAGAGACUCUAUGGUCAAGGUCUUUACGAGAGGCUGACAUGUGAGUACCAUCUCCUUGCAGGUACCAAAAUCCCAGACUGCCUAAAGGAAAGCAAAUAUUCAACAUAAACCACAUUGUUCAGCAAUUGAGGCACAGUAAUUCACCCUUAUGAUUUCAGGAAUGUUUCCUAGGGUAAAGGAAAUGGUUGCUAGCCAAAUUCCCAAUGCCAACCAAGAGCCCACCUUACCAGAAUCCGUAGAAGCUAGCCCUGUGGUAGUUGAGAAAUCCAACAGUUAUCCCCACCAGUUAUAUACCAGCAGCUCCCAUCAUUCACACAGUUACAUUGGUUUGCCCUAUGCGGACCAUAAUUAUGGUGCUCGUCCUCCUCCAACACCUCCAGCUUCCCCUCCUCCAUCAGUUCUGAUUAGCAAAAAUGAAGUAGGCAUAUUUACCACUCCUAAUUUUGAUGAAACUUCCAGUGCUACUACAAUCAGCACAUCUGAGGAUGGAAGUUACGGUACUGAUGUGACCAGGUGCAUAUGUGGUUUUACACAUGAUGAUGGAUACAUGAUCUGUUGUGACAAAUGCAGUGUUUGGCAACAUAUUGACUGCAUGGGGAUUGACAGGCAGCAUAUUCCUGAUACGUAUCUAUGUGAACGCUGUCAGCCUAGGAGCUUGGAUAAAGAGAGGGCGGUUCUACUACAACGCCGGAAAAGGGAAAAUAUGUCAGAUGGAGAUACCAGCGCAACUGAGAGUGGCGAUGAGGUUCCAGUGGAGUUAUAUACUGCAUUUCAGCAUACUCCAACAUCCAUUACCCUAACUGCUUCCAGAGUACCCAAGGUUAAUGAUAAAAGAAGGAAAAAAAGUGGAGAGAAAGAACAGAACUUUCCAAAAUGUAAAAAAGCCUUUCGUGAAGGAUCUAGGAAAUCAUCACGAGUUAAGGGUUCAGCUCCAGAAAUUGAGCCUUCAUCUGAUGGUUCGAAUUUUGGAUGGGAGACAAAAAUCAAAGCAUGGAUGGAUCGAUAUGAAGAGGCAAAUAAUAACCAGUAUAGUGAAGGUGUUCAGAGGGAGGCUCAAAGAAUAGCUCUGAGAUUAGGCAGUGGAAAUGACAAAAAAGACACGAAUAAAUCAGAAUUGAAUACUAACAGUUUACUAUUCAAACCUCCUGUAGAGAGCCAUAUACAAAAGAAUAAAAAAAUUCUGAAAUCUGCCAAAGAUUUGCCUCCUGAUGCCCUCAUCAUUGAAUACAGAGGGAAGUUUAUGCUGAGAGAACAAUUUGAAGCAAAUGGAUAUUUCUUUAAAAGACCAUACCCUUUUGUUUUAUUCUACUCUAAAUUUCAUGGGCUAGAAAUGUGUGUUGAUGCAAGGACUUUUGGGAAUGAGGCUCGAUUCAUCAGACGUUCUUGUACACCAAAUGCAGAGGUGAGGCAUGAAAUUGAAGAUGGAACCAUACAUCUUUACAUUUAUUCUAUCCAAAGUAUUCCAAAGGGUACUGAAAUUACUAUUGCCUUUGAUUUUGACUAUGGGAAUUGUAAAUACAAGGUAGACUGUGCAUGCCUCAAAGAAAAUCCAGAGUGCCCCGUUCUAAAACGUAGUUCGGAAUCUAUGGAAAACAUCAAUAGUGGUUAUGAGACAAGAAGGAAAAAAGGAAAAAAAGACAAAGAUAUUUCAAAAGAAAAAGAUACACAAAAUCAGAAUAUUACUUUGGACUGUGAAGGAUCAACCAACAAGAUAAAGAGCCCAGAAACAAAACAGAGAAAGCUUUCUCCAUUGAGACUAUCAGUAUCAAAUAAUCAGGAACCAGAUUUUAUUGAUGAUAUAGAAGAAAAAACCCCUGUUAGCAAUGAAGUAGAAAUGGAGUCAGAGGAGCAGAUUGCAGAAAGGAAAAGGAAGAUGACAAGAGAAGAAAGAAAAAUGGAAGCAAUUCUGCAAGCUUUUGCCAGGCUGGAAAAGAGAGAGAAGAGAAGAGAACAAGCUUUGGAAAGGAUCAGCACAGCCAAAACUGAAGUGAAAACAGAAAGUAAAGAGGCACAGAUUGUCAGUGAUGCUGAAGUUCUUCAGGAACAAGCAAAAGAAGAAAGUGCUAACAAGCCAACCCCUGCCAAAGUGAAUAGAACUAAACAGAGAAAAAGUUUUUCUCGCAGUAGGACUCACAUUGGACAGCAGCGUCGGAGACACAGAACUGUCAGCAUGUGUUCAGAUAUCCAACCAUCUUCUCCUGAUAUUGAAGUCACAUCACAACAAAAUGAUACUGAAAAUCCUGUACUUGCAUUGGAACCAGAAACAGAGACUUCAGUAGCAGAGAUCAUCACUGAAACAGAAGUUCCAGCACUUAAUAAAUGUCCUACAAAGUACCCUAAAACAAAGAAGCACUUGGUCAAUGAGUGGUUAAGUGAGAAGAACGAGAAAACAGGAAAACCCUCCGAAAGCCUUUCAGAAAGGCCUCUGCGCAUAACCACAGAUCCGGAAGUGCUGGCUACACAGCUCAAUUCUUUACCAGGCCUCAGUUACAGUCCUCAUGUGUACUCUACUCCUAAGCAUUAUAUUAGGUUUACUUCACCAUUCCUUUCAGAAAAAAGGAGAAGAAAAGAACCUACUGAAAACAUUUCUGGGUCAUGCAAAAAGCGAUGGUUGAAACAAGCUCUGGAAGAAGAAAAUUCAACAGUUUUACAUAGAUUUAAUUCACCCUGUCAUGAAAGAUCCGGAAGUCCUACAGUCAAUGGUGAAAAUAAAAGUCCACUGCUGUUAAAUGAUGUCUGCUCCCUUCCAGAUUUGACUACGCCACUAAAAAAACGAAGACUCUUUCAACUGCUAGACUCCGUUUACUCAGAAAGCUCCACACCUACUCCCUCGCCGUAUGCUACACCAACUCACACAGAUAUUACUUCUACAGACCCGUCAUUUGCCACUCCUCCACGGAUAAAAUCAGAUGAUGAAACUUACAGAAAUGGUUAUAAACCCAUCUAUUCGCCAGUUACUCCAGUAACUCCUGGUACACCAGGAAAUACCAUGCACUUUGAGAAUAUUUCUUCCCCAGAAAGUUCUCCAGAAAUAAAGAGACGAACUUAUAGUCAAGAGGGAUAUGACAGAUCUUCAACCAUAUUAACCUUGGGGCCUUUUAGAAAUUCCAAUUUAACGGAGCUGGGUCUGCAGGAAAUAAAGACUAUUGGUUAUGUGAGCCCUAGGAGUAGGACUGAGGCCAGCAGGCCGUGUCUUGGAGAGAAGGAGCCUGGGGCAGACCUUCAGCUGGGACUCGAUGCAGUUGAGUCAGCAGCCUUACAUACAACCAUGGAGACACCUGCACAUGACAGGACUGAGCCUAACAACCAGCUGGACUCGACUCACUCUGGACGGGGCACAAUGUACUCUUCCUGGGUAAAGAGUCCUGACAGAACGGGAGUUAACUUCUCAGUGAACUCUAACUUGAGGGACCUGACCCCCUCACAUCAGUUGGAAGUUGGAGGAGGCUUCCGAAUAAGUGAGUCAAAGUGCCUGAUGCAGGAUGAUACUAGAGGCAUGUUUCUGGAAACAGCUGUGUUUUGUACUUCUGAAGAUGGGCUUGUCUCUGGUUUCGGACGGACUGUUAAUGACAAUUUGAUCGACGGGAAUUGCACACCCCAGAAUCCACCACAAAAGAAAAAGGUUUCUCUGUUAGAAUACCGUAAGAGACAACGUGAAGCUAGAAAAAGUGGUUCUAAGACGGACAACUUUGCUGUGGUUAAUGUAUCACCUCAUACAAGUGGAAACCUGAGCAACAGUGGUGAUGGGUGUGUCCACAGUAGCGAAAAUGGGGAGCAGGUCGAAAACACUUCUAGCCUGCCUUUACCAACACCAGCUGCACUUUAUAAUGCUCCUUCUGAAGAAACAAGCAAUAACUGUCCUGUUAAAGAAGCUACUGCCAGUGAGAAGAAUGAACCGGAAGUUCAGUGGACUGCCUCCACUUCAGUGGAACAAGUGAGAGAAAGGAGUUAUCAGAGAGCUUUACUUCUCAGUGAUCACCGAAAAGAUAAAGACAGUGGGGGAGAAUCACCAUGUAUCUCAUGUUCACCGAGUCAUGUUCAGUCUUCACCUUCAUCUCAUUCAAAUCACACUCCCCAGCUGCACACGAAGGGCCUAGUCCCUUCUAUCAGUGAACUUGCGGAAGACCCGGAUCCUGAAAAUCUAGAAUCUGCAACUACAAAUGAAUACCCAUCCGCAGAUGCUUCUCAAAACACUUGUAAAAGCCCUUCAAAAAUAAGCAAGCCUGGUUCACCUGGACCUGUAAUUCCUGCUCAACCACAUGGGAAAAUACUCACAAAACCAGAUUCCCACUGGGAGGCAACAGUUACUGUAUCAGAAGCUGAGAACAGCGUUCACCUAAAAACAGAGCUCCAACAAAAACAUAUAUCAAAUAACACUACAGCACUUUCAAAGAACUAUCCUCAGCCCCAUGUUCGAAAUGCAACCGAGCAACUUGCCCAAAAGCUGCCUUCUGCACCAACGAAGUUGCACUGUCCUCCGUCACCUCACAUAGAAAACCCUCCUAAGUCCUCCACGCCUCACACACCUGUGCAGCAUGGUUAUCUUUCACCAAAGCCUCCUUCACAGCAGUUAGGAUCUCCCUACAGGCCUCAUCAUUCACAGUCACCUCAAGUUGGAACCCCUCAGCGAGAGUCUCAGAGAAAUUUCUAUCCAGCAGCACAGAACCUUCAAGCCAAUACUCAGCAGGCAACUUCUGGAGCAUUAUUUACACAGACACCCUCAGGACAAUCUUCAGCAACAUACAGUCAGUUUAACCAACAAAGUCUGAAUAGUACGGCACCACCCCCUCCACCCCCUCCGCCUCCUUCUUCAUCUUAUUAUCAAAACCAGCAGCCCUCUGCAAACUUUCAGAAUUAUAAUCAGCUCAAAGGUAGUCUUUCCCAACAAACUGUGUUUACAUCUGGACCAAACCAAGCACUUCCUGGCACCACAAGCCAGCAAUCAGUUCCAGGACACCAUGUUACUCCAGGACAUUUUUUGCCCUCUCAGAACCCCCCCAUUCACCAUCAAACUGCUGCUGCUGUCGUCCCACCUCCGCCUCCACCGCCACCUGCUCCAGGACCACACCUUGUUCAACAGCCGAAUUCCCAUCAGCAGCACUCUGUAGCACAUGUAGUAGGGCCAGUUCAUGCUGUCACCCCUGGGUCACAUAUUCAUUCUCAAACUGCUGGACACCAUUUACCACCACCCCCUCCACCUCCUGGUCCUGCCCCUCAUCACCACCCACCACCCCAUCCUUCCACAGGACUCCAAGGUCUACAAGCACAACACCAGCAUGUUGUAAAUUCAGCACCCCCACCCCCACCCCCACCUCCUCCUUCCAGUGUUUUGGCUUCUGGGCAUCAUACGACAUCAAGUCAAGCCUUACACCACCCACCUCAUCAAGGACCUCCACUUUUUCCUUCAACUAGUCAUCCAGCUGUACCACCGUAUCCCUCACAAGCUACACAUCACACCACUUUGGGACCGGGACCCCAGCACCAGCCUUCUGGAACAGGGCCACAUUGUCCAUUACCAGUUGCAGGUCCUCAUCUCCAGCCCCAAGGACCAAACAGUAUUCCAACACCUACUGCUUCAGGGUUCUGUCCUCAUCCUGGCUCUGUGGCCCUGCCACAUGGAGUACAAGGACCUCAGCAGGCAUCUCCAGUGCCUGGACAGAUUCCAAUUCACAGAGCACAGGUGCCACCAACAUUUCAGAACAAUUACCAUGGUUCAGGGUGGCAUUAAAAUGGACUCCAAUAACAUUUUUUAAAAUGUUCUGUAAGAUAAACUGUAUAUUUCAUAUGUACCUGUUAAGGUACUUUUUAAAGCUUGUACAUGAAAGUUUGUAUAAAAAAAAAACAAAACAAAACACCAGUGCUCUUCCAUUGUAUUUUUCCCAUUUUUGCUUUUUAAAAUUCCUUAAGAAAUGUGCUGUUCAGCCAGUAUUAGGUAUCUUUAUUUUGUAAGUGAACAUUCCAGCUGUUCCAUCUGGCAGUAGAUCUAAUGCUACAUGACCUUUAAAUUUUAUUGUUGCAGUUAAAUUCAUUUAGUGAAUGUUUUCUGUAUUAUUUUAUACAUACACAUUGAGUAUACAACUAAGUAAUAGCACUAUGAGGAUUUUUCUUUUUAAUUUCUUUCCUUUUUUUUUUUUUUUUGGCCAGCAGUUCUAUGAGUGCAUCUUAGGUAUAAAAUGCAAUACAGAUUUUUAUAGUUUGGUAUGGACAUGGCUCAUUUUGUUUUAUCAAUCAGCUAUUUGCAAACAAAAUGUAAUUUAAUGUAUAGAUGAUUUCUAAUGUCUGACAAACUGUAAAUACUGCAUUUCUUUUGCAUAUAUAAUUGCUUACAGCCUUUUUCAUUUGAUAUAUAUAUAGCAUUGUACAUAUGACAAGUCUUUUGCAAAAACUGUGUGAUCUUUGUGAAAGUAGUACAGUAUAUGACCUUUCUUUCUUUUUAUUUUAAAUAUACUGUCACAUUGAAGCACUGGUUGGGCAUUUUAAUUCAUGUUAAUAAAUCACAAUUAUGUCAGUUUUACCAAAUUGUCCUGUACAACUUCUAAGAUUGGGGACUGCUUAAAUGUUUUUACACAAGUUAAGAGUUUUCAAAUAUAAUUUGUAAGGAAAAGAAUUUUAAGUUUUCUUUAGCAACUACUACCUCAGUUGGAUGGCAGCUAGAGGCGGUAAGGGUUGCUUCUCAAAAUGGUUCCUACUUGCCUUUUUUCAGGAACAAGAGCCACAAGCAAUUAUUUAAAAUAGUCAUGUUAUGUAAAUUUACGUAAAUACCUGAUACAAAAUGAAUCCAGACCACUAAUGCAUCACACAUGAUAGAGUUGUAGACUGCAAUUACAACAGUUGUUUGAAAAUGAAGAGUUUGCCUAAAACAGGAAUAUCUAAUUUGCACAUUUUAGAACAUGAUUGAAAUGUCCUGAUUAAUGUUUAAUAUUUAGCUGUAGGUUUUCUUUUUUUUAAUAAGUCAUGGGAAAUACAUUUCUUUAAAUUUAAUUUGGCUAUGCAAAAUUAAAAGGAAAACAACAUUGCCCUCAGAGCUGUCAAAUAAAAUGGAGAUGGCCUCUCAAGUGAGUAUUUUAUUGCUGAAAUACAAAAUGCUAGAUCUACUUUUAGAAAAAUUAAAAAUUCCCAGACUUUACCUUCUACCUCUCAAGAGUAAUAAAUAUAUCCAGUAGCAGUGCAAUGUUUAUCAACACACUUUUCAUCAAAUACUUAACAUAAUUUGGGCACAGUAUACAAAUCUUGUUCAUCAGAAAAAAAAAAGACUUUAAAAAAU